AUGUCCCAAAAAACAUUUGACCGGGCGGAAACGGUAGAACUGCUUUCAAUUCCACGAGAUGAAGAACCACUAGGGCCGAACUCGUCCAGCGAAGACGGAACAGAUCUCAGCGACCGGACAGGAGUCCAAUCGACGCGAAAACACCGAAAGAAGCGCAAAACGGAAAACUGGAAACGGUCGUUAUAUCUAGGCUCGUUAUCAAGUAUUAUCGUACUACUGUUUAAUGUUUCCUUUGUCGCCUGGGCCGUGUCGCAUCAUGAUCUUACAGAAGAUCGCGGGGUACUCUACACCGGCGAUUGUACCAAGACCAAGAGAAUGAGUACUGGGAUUCAUUUGGUCAUCAACAUUUUAAGCACUGCUCUGCUUUGCGCGAGUUCCUAUACUAUGCAAUGCCUAUGCGCCCCUACACGAGCGGAGAUUGAUCGCGCACAUCAGAAGAAUCAAUGGCUGGAUAUCGGUGUGCCUAGCAUGCGGAAUUUGUUUCGAAUCUCGAAGAUGAAACUCAUUCUUUGGCUGAUUCUCGCGCUAUCGUCUCUCCCGCUUCAUCUAUUUUACAACUCGACCAUCUUCUCCACAAUCACAAACCUCGAGUACGAAAUAUUUGCAGGAAACAAGCCGUUCUCCGAUUUUAACGCGAACAACGUCCGCCCACCUCACGAUUUUAUAGACAAGAAUAACACCAUGUAUACGAACCCCUACUUCUCAUUCUCAAGAAUGCUUGACAAAGGACUCCACAACGAGCUCUACCGUCUGGAAAAUGCCGACUGCAUGUCCGCCUAUGCCACGAACUUCCAAUCCGAAUACGGCAGCGUACUUUUACUCACUGACGACUUUCACCCAAACGACACCGACUUUGACUUUCUAUCAAUUCAGGGAGCCUCUACCCCGGUGAAAGGAAACAAUCCAUACGCUUGGAUGUGUUGCAAUCAAACCGUGUACGCCUGCGAUAUGCAGACUUUAUGCCGCGACCAACUUCCGGAGAUCCGUACUCAUGUUGAUAACUGGAUAGUCGGUGGCUACCGCGUGAAUUAUUGCCUGGCGGAGAAAGUUCCAGGAAAUUGCAAGCUAGAGUACAGUCUCCCUCUAGCUAUUAUCGUUAUCGUGUUCAAUACUGUCAAGGCGAUCAUCAUCUGCGCCGUGGCCCUCACGAUGACCGACCUACCCAUCCUCACAACCGGCGACGCACUAGCUUCAUUCCUCAAGACCCCCGAGAUAAGAGAUAGAGACCACUGUCUCAUGACCAAAGCCCUAGCCAAGAAUCCACCCUCCAAACCCCUUCCCUACAAAGCAAAGCCCCAAAGAUGGGCUACCGCAGUCUCAACAGUCCGAUGGAUCAUCUGCAUAAUAUGCUACACAAUCGCCAUCGCAAUCUGCAUCGGCCUCCUCUGCUUCGGUCUCAGCCAAAUCACCAACAAAGGCAACCUCUGGUCCGGCCUCGGUAUCACAAACACCGAAACCCUAAUCAGCGGAAACACCUGGCCCCCUUCCCUCCUCACCAACACCAUCAUAGCAAACACACCCCAAAUUAUCUUCUCCGUACUCUACUUCACCUCCAACAGCGUCCUCACAACCAUGACCCUCGCCGCAGAAUGGAGCAACUACGCCCUCCACCGAAAAGGUCUCCGCGUCUCCUCAACCCCACAGGGCUCACAACGAACAACCUAUUUCCUCUCUUUGCCUUAUACAUACGCUAUCCCGUUGUUGAUAUUCUCGACCGUGUUACAUUGGCUCAUAUCCCAGAGUUUAUUCCUCGUUAAUGUGGAGACAUAUGAUAUGCAAUUAGAGCGGUUCCGGUUAUUUGAUUUCGCAACGUGUGGAUAUUCUCCUGUUGCUAUUGUUUGUGCCAUUGUUGUUGGUGGGGUCAUGGUUUUUGGGCUGGUGGGGUUGGGGUUCAGGAGGUUUGGGUCUGGUAUGCCUGUCGCUGGGAGUUGUAGUUUGGCUAUCGCUGCUGCGUGUUAUCCUGGGGUUUCUUCGGUAGAUGGGUGUGGGGAUGCGGUGGAGACUAUGCCCCUGCGUUGGGGGGUUGUGUAUCAGGGGACUGGGGAUGGGGUCGAGGUUGGGUGUUGUGGUUUUUCUGGCGGGGAGGUUGGGAUGCCGGUGGAUGGGAUGGUUUAUCGGUGA
This is a messenger RNA of Aspergillus oryzae RIB40, 2121 nucleotides long. RefSeq lists its product as uncharacterized. The coding region runs from base 1 to 2121 and encodes 706 amino acids. NCBI's taxonomy places the organism in Eukaryota, Fungi, Ascomycota, Eurotiomycetes, Eurotiales, Aspergillaceae. The record is from RefSeq and is a predicted model, not a curated record. The transcript has 4 exons.